Diplodia corticola is the source of this 594-nucleotide messenger RNA. Its product is annotated as cupin domain protein. The record is from RefSeq and is a predicted model, not a curated record. The transcript has 3 exons. Lineage: Eukaryota; Fungi; Ascomycota; Dothideomycetes; Botryosphaeriales; Botryosphaeriaceae. The coding region runs from base 1 to 594 and encodes 197 amino acids.
AUGUCGUCCGGCACCACCACCACCACCGAGCCAGAGCAGUAUCCCGUCCGCCCCACCCCGCACUGCCCGAACAGCGUCUUCCCCGUCUUGGUCUACCGCGGCGUCCUGCCCACGCCCGGAACCUGGGGCGCCAUCACGACCAAGCAUUUCCACCCCAACACGCACGAAUGCUACGGCGUCAUCCACGGGCGCUCCGAGCUCGUCUUCGGCCUGGGCGGCGCGGACGCCGUACUCGACGGUACGGAUGACGACGACGAUGGCGACGAUGGCAACGACAACAACAACAACCGCCGAUCAAGCAACGGCCGGUCGAUCGAUCAGGGCGUGCGCGUCACCGUCGCUGCGGGCGACGUCGUGGUCGUCCCCGCUGGCGUCGCGCACGCGUCGGUCCGGAGGGAUGCGGGGUACAAGUAUAUUGGUGUUUAUCCAGAGGGUUCGCCGAAGUGGAGAAACGAGUGGGGCAAGACGGCGCUGCGCGGCGCCGACGAUCCACUGUUCGACGAGAUCAAGGGAGUGCCAGUGCCGGCAUGCGAUCCGGUGUUUGGGGCGGACGGUCCUUUGAAAAGAGUUUGGAACGGUGUUCUCGCGAGAUAG